CUGCAUUUUUUCGUUGCCGUACCUUCUAGUUCUUUUGAUCCUGCACCUCAAAAAAAGUUGAAGACCUUCACCUAUACCUUCGGAUACAUCAUUGUGAUUUUGCGGUUUUUCACAAUUGCAAGUAGAAACUCGACCUUGAAAAUGUUAAUGCUUACUGUUGUUAUGGGUAUGUUUCGAUCAUUCUUCAUCAUCACCGCAAUGUUUUUGUUGGUCCUCUUUUACGCUUAUACUGGAGUUAUACUCUUUGGGAUGGUGAAGUACGGUCAAGCCGUCAGCAAGUACGUUUUACUUUAUUUAUUACUUAUCAUUUUUAUUUUUAUUUCAUUAUUUCGUUUUUAUUAUUUGUUAUUUUUGUUUUUAUUAUAUUAUUUUGUUUUUUAUUUUAAUUUUAUUUUCCGCUUUAUUUUUCGGAGCUAA
Messenger RNA from Haemonchus placei, 417 nucleotides. The record is from the annotation of a GenBank genome assembly. Lineage: Eukaryota; Metazoa; Nematoda; Chromadorea; Rhabditida; Trichostrongylidae.